CCGCCCACACAGGGCACCUUCCCCAGCCAUGUCCCCCAACUACAUCCGGAGCUUCUCGGAGGGAUGUCUCAGGCCGCCAACAGUAAUUGGACAAUUCCACACUCUUUUUUUUGGCUCAAUUCGAAUGUUUUUCCUUGGUGUUUUGGGCUUUGCUGUUUAUGGAAAUGAGGCCUUGCAUUUCAGCUGUGACCCAGACAAGAGAGAGGUUAAUCUUUUUUGCUACAACCAGUUCAGACCUAUAACUCCUCAGGUAUUCUGGGCAUUACAGCUGGUGAUUGUACUGGUACCUGGAGCCAUUUUUCACCUUUAUGCUGCUUGUAAGAGCAUCAAACAGGAAGAUAUUCUCCAAAAGUCAUCCUACACUGGUUUUUAUAUUUUCUCUGUUUUCUUAAGGAUUGUCCUUGAAGUUGUGGCUUUUUGGCUUCAGAUUCAGCUCUUUGGUUUCAAAGUGAAUGCAAUCUACAUGUGUGAUGUGGAAGCACUGGAUAAAAAGUUUAACAUUACCCGAUGCAUGGUGCCAGAGCACUUUGAAAAGACAAUCUUUCUUAUUGCAAUGUACACAUUUACUGUGAUUACAGUGAUCCUGUGUGUUGCUGAAAUUUUUGAGAUCUCAUGUAGAAGGCUAGGUUUCUUAAAAACUCAGUGAUGUCAACUCACACUCAUUUACUGCUCUGUCCACCUGCAGUUUUGUAACAAUGAUUUCAAACCACAGCAGAAAAACAUCUUCUGCCCUCUAUGCAGUGCUGCAGAAAAGACCCACACUCAUGAUUACUGAGACAGAAUAGUCACUUGACACAGACUCCUCAUCUAAAAACUUGCACACUAUGAAAAUAAUCUUUGUUUCCAUCUCAAGGUCAAAGGCACUAAAAUCUCCAAGAGCAGUAUAUUUUCAUGACCUGCCACCUAUGAUAGUUCUGCCUCCAGAGGAGUGUCUGUGUUUGAGGAAGACGGUUAUUUAUAAACACACUUCUAUUCGCAGCUUUUCUGAACACAUGCCAUCUGAGUUAAUAAGGCCACUGCCCUUCUAGGAAAAAUUGCAAAUUUUUUACGUGUUCUUAUGGCUUGAGACUUGAACAAUAAUAGUGGAUACUCUCUGGGUACCAGCAAGCAUUCAAACAUCUUCCCAAGAAGUGCCACUGAGAUGCAGCCUGCAACUCAGCCCCCAGGGGCAGACUCUUGGUCAGGCUGUGGUGACAACAUAUCCAUGGAUACCAGCUUACUUUGCAGAUGCUCAGCUACUGUAACCUGCUGGCUCAGAAUCUCCUUUUAAAAGUGAGACAGUAGUAUGGUAUUCAUUGUGCUGACUGCAACGCCUCAUUGUGUUUUGGCUUACCAUGGAGAAGAUUUUUACCAAUUUAGUAUUGAUCACAUUUUGAAGGAGGAAAAGGGCAUUUUAACAAUUUUGCAUAAGCGUCUUCAAAGUGUCAAUCUUGGAGAAAGCAUUUCCUAGGCCCAAUCAUAAUUUAAUUUCAAUGCGUUUUGCUUGUGUGUGACUGCAGAAUUGGGCCCACAGAAUUUUCUGCUGUUUGUAUCACAUCUAACUUUUUCUUGCUCUGACUGAAAUAACAGUUGGAAUAACAAUAGCAAGCUGCUGGAAUAACAGUUAAAAAAGAAUUCUGCAUAUUAAAAUUAUUUGAUGAAGUAAGUGUAUUGGGUUAGGUUAGGACUUAAACUUUUUAUAGGCAUCAAAUGUUUUUUUGUGCAACAGCUUCUUCUUAAGGUCUAAUAAGUAUAUUAAAUUUAGAAGUGAUUUCCUUGUGAUGAAGUGAAAUAAAGGAAAGAAAAUAGAUUUCAGAAUCAGAAAGGAGGAGGUAGUUUCCUGUAUAAAAUUAUACAAAUAGCUAUAAUAACAAUCAAACAUUUUCCAUCUGUUUUUCAAACAUAAAAAGCUGAGAUCCUGAUAACAUAAUUUCGGCAAUUUCAGAAAUAUUUAAAAAAUUCUGGAAAAAUUAUUACCAACUGUUUUACCAUGAAGUGUUAUAGUUAAUAACUCCCAAACACAGUUGAAUUAUCAUAGCCUUGUAAUUCUCACCCACAAAAGUAAACCUGCUAAAUAAAUGGAACAGCAAGUUUUAGGUGUUUUGGAUUUGAUUGAAUCUGUGCCAUUUAAAACAAAGUGGGCUACAACUAGACGUGUAGUUUUCUAUAUAUGCUGAUGAAGAACAAAACAAAGUAUUUAAAUACAUUUGCUAUAUUAAAGCAUUAAUACUAUUUUUUCCCUAUGGAAAUAAGUUAUAUGUUAUCUUAAAUGUCCAGUCAAAGAUAUCAGCUUUAUGCAAUAUUAAACUAAUUAUUUUAUAUUUCCAAGCAUUGCAAGUGAAAUAAAAAUCACUGUGCUGACUUCUUGUUUGCAUAAUAUGCCAUGUUCUUUGGUUGAUACAUGUUUGUUUUCACUGUAUAUGUCAAUAUACAUCUGGAAUUAUUCUUUCAAAUUGAAACUUGUAACAGGUAAAAAAAUUAUUUAUAAAAACAUACAAACUACUAAGAAAAAUAAUUUACUUUCAUUUGCUAGGUACAGUUGUUACCAAUGGUACACUUCAUCAGUUAUUUGUAUAAUAAUAAAAUAACUUAAUCACAACCUUGUCA
This is a messenger RNA of Lonchura striata (white-rumped munia), 2586 nucleotides long. RefSeq names its product gap junction protein epsilon 1 (gene GJE1). Gene Ontology annotation, biological process: cell-cell signaling. The record is from RefSeq and is a predicted model, not a curated record. Gene Ontology annotation, molecular function: gap junction channel activity. NCBI's taxonomy places the organism in Eukaryota, Metazoa, Chordata, Aves, Passeriformes, Estrildidae. Gene Ontology annotation, cellular component: connexin complex.